UGAAAUUAUAACUUCAUUUUAAUUUUACUUCCAUUUACCCCCUUAUGUCUUUAAUUUUUGGUCUUACUAAAAUAUGUUAAAGAACACUGUAGCAUUGCUUUUAGUCUUUGUUAUUUAAGAAUUAUUAUUGUAAUUGUAUUGAAAUUACAACACCGGUCAAAUUGUUGCUGAAAGAGUAACAAUCAAGAUCCUCAUUUUAACUACACUGACAGAUAUUUACUUUUGGACGGCAAGAAAUAUUCACCAUAUGGGACACGGUCUUAAAAAAAAAAAACUUUUUUAAAUUUUAUUCCCCACAUUCACCCUUCAUACUUGGAUGGAGAAAAAACACUCUUGCUGGAUCCCAUUGAUAGUCUAAUUAACAUAUUCAGUCAUAUUUGUGAAUUUAUGAAACCCUGCUCAAUAUAUUGAUCUUCAGACAUGUGGCAGCUCCUGAAAACUUGCUUGCAUGGACUAAAUAAAAAGCCAAAAAAUAACUUACAAUAGAGUUGAAUGACCUCUGACAGACCUGACAGAACAAAGAAAGAGCAUAAAGGUUUGUCGUGGUGGCGGCUGAGAUGUACUGACUUGUAUGUAUUGUAUUGUAGAUACAGUGUUCAUAUGAAACUGUUCACGGUCAACGGCUCCAUCUACUGGACAUGUUUGUGAACUGCACGAUCCGCACUAUGAUCAAUCAGUUUGUCUUCACAAAAUCAUGGUGUAACAUAGUGAUAGAUUCGUGGGCAAGUAAUGUAAGAAAAACAUAACAGAUCGCUUUCCGUAUAGCUCUACUUCCUUUUUCUUUUUUUAAUCGCUAUUUUUGUUGACUACAUUCAACCGGAUUUCAACCUACGAUUUCACUGCCAAGCAACCACCUUUGGCUUUUAGCGAUUAACGGUCUUUUUUUUUUUUUGAACAGUCACUUCAGGAUUGAAAAAACUCUUUCAGGUAGGUCGUGACUUUCUUUACCUUGAACAACAACGGCAAUUUUACAUUUCUGUUAAACGGAGAAAUUAAUUUUCAGCACAAAUUCAAAUUAGUUUUAAUUUUGGGCGGAUUUAAAAGUUUCCCCCGUUGGACCGUUGGAAUUGUUCUGACGGUUAUCUCCUUCAUGAAAUCGACCGGAAACCUCAGUGUAACGCUCGUCCUUCAGUGUGUGUCAAGAAAAACCUGGUUCAACCUGUAUUUCUACAGUAUUUCACACUGCCACAGAAGACUUGAGCAAGGGCAACACUCACCUCUCUCCUGCGGGAGUGUUGAAGGGAGGUCUCGGGUUCCUGUAGUGCGAUGGAGCAGCUUGAGGAGGACAGUGCAGUUCUCCAGCGCAGAGAAGGAGAAGAAGCGGAAGAGCAGCAGCCAUCUGAUCAGUCAGGUCAGGAUGGGACGGAGGACCAGGAGAGACACACCCAGGGCCCAGAGCAGGACAGUGGUGAAGAGUGCGACACUGAUCUGGAAACAGAGGAUGCCACAGACAAGAGACAGAGUUUGUCCUGUGCAGAGGUGUACCUGCAGGCCUGCCAGCGGAUAGGGACCGCUCCUAUUCCCUCCUUCCUCCGUCACUUGAGUGAAGCCAACCUCAACCUGAACCACUAUAGUGUGGGACCUUUGGGGGCCAAAGCUCUGGCCAUAGCUCUGCAAAUGAACAAAAACAUCACCAACCUUGAGCUGGAGGACUGCCUACUAAAAGCACAGGGGACACGCUAUCUGAUGGAGAUGCUUCAGACAAACAUCACCAUUCAAAGUCUGAAUCUUUCCAACAACCAGCUGCACCUUGAAGGAGCAGACAUCAUCUCCAAAAUGCUGUCGGACAACUAUUACAUCAAAUCCCUCAAACUCUCAGGAAAUUAUUUUGACGAUCCUGCUGCUAAAUACUUUGCAGAUGCUUUAAAGGGUGACUAUGUGAUCAAAGAACUGGACCUCAGUCACAACAAGUUUUAUGCCACAGGAGGAGAACACCUCGGUCAUAUGUUAGCCACAAAUGUCGGUAUUGAGGUCCUAAAUCUAAACUGGAAUUGCAUUCGCAUGAAUGGUGCGGUAGCUUUGUGCGCUGGGCUGAAGGUAAACUCGACUCUGAAGGAGUUGCAUCUGUUGGGGAACGGUUUCAGUCACAUUGAGGCAGAGUCACUGGGUCAAGCACUGAAACAAAACAGCACGCUGGAGCUGCUGGACCUCAGCUGUAACCGGAUACGUGAUGAGGAUGUGCCACUGCUUUGCCACGGUCUGGCCCUCAACGACACUCUCAGGGUCCUCAAGCUCUCCCAAAACCCUAUGACAGAAGUCGGAGCUCUGACGCUGCUCCAAACAGUUAAAAACUCAAAAUCAGCACUGGAGGGGAUCGAUAUUUCUACAGUGUUUGUGUGUGAGGCCUUUGUGGAGCUGCUGGAAGGGGCCCAUCAGAGGCGUCCGGCUAUGGAUGUCCGCUACAGGGUCGGGAGCUCUGUCAGCAGGAACUUAGCUGCCCUCAAGGUCUUUCAGAAAUUCUUCAAACAGCGAAAUGAGAGCAUCAUGGAUUUCUUCCAGGCUUUGGAUAAAGAGGGAACCAUGAAAGUCUCCACCGCUGCCUUCAGGAAGGCUGUAAAGGAAGCUAACAUACCUCUGGAUCAGCGACAGCUUAAUUGGUUGGUCAAGAAGUUUGACAAGAAGUGCACGGCCACCAUAAUCUACAGAUUGCUGAGCUGUCAUAGAUCCAGACGUACAGGAUCCAGGAUUUAAGAUAAUACGAGACCUCUUUGAAUAAUAGUUUAAGCAUGUUAUUUUGAUGUUCUUCUUCAUAUGCUAUAAAUAUUGCUUUACAAAACCACUAGCUGCUCCAUUUUUGUCAUACAACUCUCACAACAGCACAAUGUAAAAUUUUGCGAAAUAUAGCAGCAUUUAUAUGAAGGAGAAGCUGACAUCACAAACCCAGUGGUAUUGUGCACAACUGACAGGUGUACCCUAACAGCAGCUUCCUGUGACGUCAGCGACCCCCCCCCCCUUCUUCUCCCACUGUAGUUCUUACCUCAACCCAAUUCUGUCCAGUGUGAAUACUUGAACCUCUGACACCAACCAGCUGCACCCACCUCAGCACUGCCAGCUGUGUCUGCGGCUGGGCCACAGGGUCCUCUGCCUCAUUCUCCCCAUCCAAAAAUAAUCUUCUGGUAUGACAACAGAACAAGAGGAGGAAGAAAAAGAGAGCUGGCGUCCAUAUCAAAGGACCGAGAGGAGAGAAAGAAUAGGGCCAGAUGCAAGCUAGUUGUUUCGCCACAUCGGUUAGCUUUGAAUGAACUGGCCUGUAAAGGAAACAGCACAAUUAUGAAUAUGCAUGUGCAGCAUUACUUAUGCAAGCCCCGCGGAGUGGGAUUAUUAAGGGUGUGCUGAUGAAUUGUCUCAAGGUGUGAUAUCCAACAGAACAAUCUGUUUCAGUCAGGUGGCUCCAGUGGUAACCACAGAGGAGACAAUGACAUGACGCACCGUCUCACCUGCACACAUUCUGUGUAUCUUGUGAAAGCGGCUUAACACGAUGAUAUUAUGGGUCAUCAGGACAGGGAUAACCUUUUUAAACCAACAGCCCGUUUCAGUUAUAAGCAUUUAUUAAUUUUUAUUUUCAGUUCUUAGAGGACUUUAAUAUCACCACUGUGCAGUAUAUCUAAAGAGACGUAAUAAAGAAGUCUAAUCAGGUACAUGUGGAAUUUUUUGGUUUGUUCCAGAUGAAAGUUAAUCAUUACGCAGUGAUAACAGAUGCCCAGCUGUAAAAUAAAUUACAUACUUGAUAAAGUCCUUGUUCAUUGAUUCCACAGCAGUAACUACACCCUCUGGUGUAGGAGAUGUGUCACAGUCACUGUCAACAAAAGCAAGGCAAAUUUAUCCGUAUAGCACAUUAUCAUACACAGACGUCAUUCAGUGUGUUUAACAGAAAUAAAAGAAGCACAGAAAUAGAAGCAAAAAGCAUCAUAAAAACAGUAUAAAAACAGAAUAUUACAUAAAGUGAAAAAUUAAAGAUUAGAUGAAGGCAUUGGAGAAUAGAGCAGUUUUUAGCUUCUUUUUAAAGCCAGUUACAGUCUGGCCAGAUUUGAUCUCCAUUGGGAGCUGGUUCCAGCACUACCAAUCACUUGGUGCCUCUUUCAUUUCAUUAUUCUUUGUACAUGCAUGUGACUUAUAUCCAAGUCACAGGCUUCGACAGUGGAAUGUGGUUGUUGAAGGAAACGCCACCAGAUUCAAUUAAUGUGAAACCGAGUAUUCCCUUUAGCACUAAAGACUUGACAUGAAAAAUCCCACUUCCAUUCCAGCCUUAUGGCUUCACAGAUUUGAUUAUAUCCCUUUGAGCUGUAUCAGCUCAGUGACUGAUAAGAUAGUAGCACUAAUCAUUAGUAGAAUAUUUGCUGUGUGGCCCUGUGAAAGAUGUACAAGACUAAAUUCAGAUCCAUUCCAGUGUUUCAAUACUUCAGCACAAACAGUUAUUUAAACACUAAAAAAUGUAGCUUUGCCAAACUAUAAAGAUUUACCUUAUUUAAAAGUUACUGGUAUUUUUGAACAACUGUUUCUGUGGAAAUACACACAGAAGCUACAUUGUGUUCAUCAUCAGGUUUAGACUGAUUUGUCCAUUGUCAUAACCAUUAGUAAUAUAUGGAUGCAGAAACUACAACAGGAUUUUAGAAUAGGUUGCAUACAAGAGCUGUGCAUUUGACAAUAUGUGUGAAGAUGUUCAGCUACAUGAAGAGUACUUUUCAUGCUCUAAAACUUUAAAGGGUGUACUCAACUAUUUUAAAGUAAAAGUGUUUGAGGAUAAAAAAUAAAAAAUGGCACACUUUCCAAUUGGACAAAAAUAUAAUUCUUAACAUAAUGACAUUCAUAUAAUUAGCUUAUUUAAAAAGAGAAAAAAAAUAACUGAAUAAUUUAGGUAAAUUAUCUCUCUGAUGUGGCUUAAUGAAAACAAACAGCUAGCUGCCAAUGUCUAAUGGGCCAUCUUUCAUGUGAAUGGACACAAAGACUUAAAACCCACAUCUUAUUGAGCAGUCCAAUUGGAAAUUCACAGAUUUGGCCAAAUUUUGAAGACGAAACAAAAACCUGCCAACAAACCCUUCAGAUAUCUAUGCACCCACUGGCACACGCUGCCAAUUAACAUGAUCUCGAAAGCGCUAAUGGAAUCUUGAGCGGUAAUAAAAGUAAAUAAUUAAAUUAAAGGAACCCUUGUAUCAUUGUUUGCUGUGUUCAGGCCCAUUAGGACCUCCAGUAUUCUCAUGGUAAUCUAAUGUUUGGGUUUUUUGUCUUCUCAUAAUGAAUUCUGUGUUUUUCCUCCAAACACCGUUGCUCAGACAUUUGUGUAGGUGCUGGCAGAGAAACAAAGACGUACAUUAGGAGCCAUUGUGCCCUGUGAUUAUUAAAGUAAACAGAAAUACUGAAGGGGUAUCAUACACAGCUGCACACACUUGAGCCCGUGUUUGUGAAGUGGGAGAAAGGGCCAAGCAACCCUUAAGACUUUGUCAGAGAUAAUCCCAUUAUUUGGAGCUUCUCAAGAGCCGAGCGGUAGGCCGGCUAAUGAGGCUUUGAAGAUCAGUCUCUGGCGUAGAAUUCAUCUGCAGCAGAGAGUUUGGGAGCAAAAUAGAUUUGGCACGAGAUAAAAUGCUUCAGCCAACAUCGACCGUGAAGACGUUCCCUGCCUCAGCCUUGUGUUUUUAUUUUGCCGUCGUCAGAUUUCUAAAUUCUUUUCAAAAAGAAAUUCUGUUCUGAGCUUAGAUGAAAUGUGUAGUCAACAAUUUCUCAGGUGCAGUGUAUGCUUGGCAUUACAUGCAUCAUCAUAGGGCUGCAAAUAACAAUUAGUAAUCAGAUUAUCAAUUGAUUGAUCUAUGGAAUUUCAGAAAAUAGGUAAAAAUGCCCAUUGUAGUUUCCCAGAGGCAGAUGUGACAUCUCGUCUUGUUUUGCUCAAACAACAGUUGAAAAACCAAAGGGAUUCAAUUUACGAUUAUACAGAAACUAAGGCAGGAACAUUUUGGUACUUCUGCUUGAAACUUACCUUAAACAGUUAA
Seriola aureovittata is the source of this 5981-nucleotide messenger RNA. RefSeq names its product leucine-rich repeat-containing protein 74A-like. The record is from RefSeq and is a predicted model, not a curated record. Lineage: Eukaryota; Metazoa; Chordata; Actinopteri; Carangiformes; Carangidae. The transcript is spliced from 13 exons. Gene Ontology annotation, molecular function: calcium ion binding; protein binding. The coding region runs from base 1267 to 2691 and encodes 474 amino acids.